CGUCCGACGACUGAAUCUGAGCCCCAUAUUACCCCGAGUUUCCGUCGCAGGCGGCGAGGAGAGGCUUCUUGGCCGGGUCCGGGUGCUUGGCGGCGGCGGCUUCUUCCCCGCUCGUCCUCCCCGGGCCCGGAGACACCCCCGCCUCAGUCAUGCUGAGCAGAGUAUGGAAGCAGCUGACUACGAAGUGCUAUCCGUGCGUGAGCAGCUGUUCCACGAGAGGGUCCGCGAGUGCAUUAUCUCAACACUUCUGUUUGCGACACUCUACAUCCUCUGCCACAUCGCCCUGACCCGCUUCAAGAAGCCCACUGAGUUCACCACAGUGGAUGAUGAAGAUGCCACAGUCAACAAGAUUGUGCUCGAACUGUGCACCUUUACCCUGGCGGUUGCCCUGGGUGCUGUCCUGCUCCUGCCCUUCUCCAUCAUCAGCAAUGAGGUGCUGCUCUCUCUGCCUCGAAACUACUACAUCCAGUGGCUCAACGGCUCCCUCAUCCAUGGCCUCUGGAACCUUGUUUUUCUCUUUUCUAACUUAUCCCUCAUCUUCCUCAUGCCCUUUGCAUACUUCUUCACUGAGUCUGAAGGCUUUGCUGGCUCCAGAAAGGGUGUCCUGGGCCGAGUCUACGAGACGGUGGUAAUGUUGAUGCUUCUCACUCUGCUGGUGCUGGGCAUAGUGUGGGUGGCAUCAGCCAUUGUGGACAAGAACAAGGCCAGCAGGGAGUCACUCUAUGACUUCUGGGAGUACUACCUCCCCUACCUCUACUCCUGCAUCUCCUUCCUCGGAGUCCUGCUGCUCCUGGUUUGUACUCCACUAGGUCUCGCCCGCAUGUUCUCGGUCACUGGGAAGCUGCUGGUCAAGCCCCGGCUGCUGGAAGACCUGGAGGAGCAGCUGUACUGCUCAGCCUUUGAGGAGGCAGCCUUGACCCGCAGGAUUUGCAAUCCCACCUCCUGCUGGCUGCCUUUGGACAUGGAGCUGGUUCACAGACAGGUCCUGGCUCUGCAGACACAGAGGGUCCUGCUCGCUUCCCAUCCCUGCACAGAGAAGCGGCGGAGGGCUUCCGCCUGGCAGCGGAACCUGGGCUACCCCCUGGCCAUGCUGUUCUUGCUGGUACUGACGGGCCUGUCUGUACUCAUUGUGGCCAUCCACAUCCUGGAGCUGCUCAUUGAUGAGGCUGCCAUGCCCCGGGGCAUGCAGGGUACCUCUCUGGGCCAGGUCUCCUUCUCCAAGCUGGGCUCCUUUGGUGCUGUCAUUCAGGUUGUACUCAUCUUUUACCUGAUGGUCUCAUCGGUUGUGGGAUUCUACAGUUCUCCACUCUUCCGGGGCCUGUGGCCCAGAUGGCACGACACAGCCAUGACGCAGAUAAUUGGGAACUGUGUCUGCCUUCUGGUCCUGAGCUCAGCACUUCCUGUCUUCUCUCGAACUCUAGGGCUCACUCGCUUUGACCUGCUGGGUGACUUUGGACGCUUCAACUGGCUGGGCAAUUUCUACAUCGUGUUCCUCUACAAUGCAGCCUUCGCGGGCCUCACCACUCUAUGUCUGGUGAAGACCUUCACCGCAGCUGUGCGGGCAGAACUGAUCCGGGCCUUUGGGCUGGACAGACUGCCAUUGCCUGUCUCCGGUUUCCCCCGGGCAUCUAGGAAGACCCAGCACCAGUGACCUCCAGCUGGGUGUGGGAGGGAGAAAACUGGACACUGCCAUCUGCUGCCCAGGCCUGGAGGGGUGGGUGGACCUCAGGACCUGGAAUCUGAGAGGGUGGGUGGCAGAGGGGAGCUGAGCCGUCUGCACUGUCGCAUAAUCUGAGCCAGAGUUUGGGACCAGGCCCCCCCCCCCGCUUUUCCAGAUUUAACCAUGGGCCCCAGUGUGGGGUGGGGCUGCGUGACUGGGUCUGGCUCCUGGUCCCAAACGUGUUUACACAUCAGUCUGCCUCACUGCUGUUUCGGGCCAUGCCCGUAGCCAUGUUUACAUGAUUUGAUGUGCAAUAGGGUGGGGUGGGGACAGGGGAGGGACUGGGCCGGGGUGGACUUGGGAGGUGGAUUGUCUCCCUUGCCUCUGGCCCAGCAGAACCUAAGCACUGUGCUGUCCUAGAGGGGUUUUGGACUACCAGAGAGAUGAGGGCAUAGGGAGGAAGAGGCCACAACUAUCAGCAAUAAAGUUGAUCCAGGGUUUGCUUUGGUUUUUUAAA
Equus quagga is the source of this 2177-nucleotide messenger RNA. RefSeq names its product limb development membrane protein 1 like (gene LMBR1L). The record is from RefSeq and is a predicted model, not a curated record. Gene Ontology annotation, molecular function: transmembrane signaling receptor activity. The transcript is spliced from 17 exons. The coding region runs from base 164 to 1651 and encodes 495 amino acids. Gene Ontology annotation, biological process: receptor-mediated endocytosis; signal transduction. NCBI's taxonomy places the organism in Eukaryota, Metazoa, Chordata, Mammalia, Perissodactyla, Equidae.